Molecule: messenger RNA, 1167 nt
Organism: Diachasma alloeum
Lineage: Eukaryota; Metazoa; Arthropoda; Insecta; Hymenoptera; Braconidae
Product: ABC transporter F family member 4
Exons: 3
Coding region: 261-1082 (273 amino acids)
Source: RefSeq, a predicted model, not a curated record
UUUAUCGCGUUAUUCAACGUCUCAAAUUCAUCAGAUCGUCGUCCUCUGGGGACUAGGAGAGUCAUAACAGAUUGGAGUUAUUAUAUUUGCUGUGGGAUUAUCAGUCACUAGGUGAAUUUGAGUCGUAUCGGGAGUAUAAAGGACUGCGCAACGAAUUAUUCUGUUUUGUGAGGCUUGAAUAGACGUACCGCAACGAUUCUAAGAGUUUAUGGGGAAUUAUUCGAGUUGUUGAUUGGAAUUAAUGAAUUAUUCGUUCUAAGAUGCGUUUCGCUAUUGUGUUCGCUGUAAUUGUUUGUGUACUACUGAUGACUGAAAUUGGUUCAGCAAAAAAGGAAUACAAAAAAAAGAAGCGGGACGUAGAGAGUUAUGAAUUCAGCAGUGAGGAAAAGGCCUCUAAAAAAUCAAAAGUUAAGCUGAAUGAGAGAAGGCGAGAUAAAGAUAAUAAACAGAAAUCGGUGGAGAACAGCCCGGAAGAUGAUGAGGAUAACGAGGAAGCAGAUUUGAAGAAUGAUGAGGAUAAAUCUGUUGGAGAGCGUAGGGUCGAGAAAACCGAAACGUCUAGGAAGAAGCAAAAAAAAUCGAGGAAGAAUGAGUCGUCAACUGAGAAUGAUCGCGACGCGUCUGACGAUGACGACGAAGAGCCUCCACCACGUGAGAAGGAGCCCUCUUCGUUGAAGCCAUCGAAGAAGAACAAAAUUAAGAAAUCCCAGUCCUCUGACGAUGAGGAUUCACUGGAGAGCGAGGAGAGCAAGCCCAGGAAGCAUAAAAAGCAAAAAUCCUCGAAGAAGAAUAAAAAUAAGCGAAAAAAUAUUGAAGAGGAUGUGAACGAGGACGAAACUUCGUCGCGAGAAAGUGAGAAGAAAAACAAGAAGAAAAAUAAGUACAAGAAAUCUGGAUCGAAGAAGAAUUCGAAACGGGGGAAGGAUGAGGAGACGUCGGAUGAAAGAAAUCCUGAGGACGAAAGAACGGAGGAAGUGAAUGGUGAAGUUGAUGAAGGGGAGGGAGAUGAAGUUAAGCAAGAUAGCUGUGAAGUGAAAAUUAAUGAUGAUCAGGAUCCAUUGGGAAAGAAUUGCAGACGUUGAUUUUUCUAUUCUAAUUCUAAGGUUUCGUUAAUUUUUUGCCAGUUGUCAUGAAUAAAAAAUGAAAAAAAUGCUAUUAAAGCUUGAA